CAUAGCUAGAGAGAUACAUCUAUAUAUCGACCAGCGCUAGCAGCAGCAGCAGCUCUAAUAUUAACAGUCGGCUAGCUAGCUGCUGGUUAAUUAGUAGAUAGGGAUGGACGCGAUCAGCAGCCUGAUGCUGCAGGAGGGGUGGAGGAAGGGGCCAUGGACGGCGCUGGAGGACAGGCUGCUCACCGAGUACGUGCAGCAGUACGGCGAGGGCAGCUGGAACUCUGUCGCCAAGCUCACAGGGCUGCGGCGGAGCGGGAAGAGCUGCCGGCUGCGGUGGGUGAACUACCUCCGGCCGGACCUGAAGCGGGGCAAGAUCACCCCCGACGAGGAGACCGUCAUCCUCCAGCUCCACGCCAUGCUCGGCAACAGGUGGUCGGCGAUCGCGCGGUGCCUGCCGGGGCGGACGGACAACGAGAUCAAGAACUACUGGCGGACGCACUUCAAGAAGGCCCGGCCGUCGCGCCGCGCCCGGGAGCAGCUGCUCCACCAGUACCAGCUCCAGCAGCAGGAGCAGCGCCGCCAGUACCUCCAGAGCCUGCACCUCCUGCACCAGCACCAGCACCAGCAGCAGCACCUGCAGCUGCUCCAGCAGCAGAGCCAGCAGCUGAUGAUGAGCCAGCAGCAGAGCCCGCCGGAGCCCGACCACCAGGCCGCCGUCAUGGCGAUGGUCAGCAACGACGACCAGCAGGGCAGCCCGGCGUCGACGGCCGAGCACUGCACGCUCCCUGUCCCGGACGACGACGACGCACUGCUGUGGGACAGCCUGUGGAAGCUGGUCGACGGGGACGGCUGCGGCGACGGCUCCAGCGGGGGCGAGUACUAGACGGCGUGUGUGCCAGUGUAAAGGGGUCGAAGGGAGGAGGAGGUAUACACUGAAGGUUUCAGGCUUUCAGUUGCAGCCACUGUAAGGAUCUGCUAGCGGUAGUUGUAGUAGUAGUAAAAAAAAACUCGGCCGGGUGGGGAAAGACCGCCCCACCGGUAUUAAGCUAAGAAGAAGUCUCGGCUUCCCCGACCGAGAAAAUCGCCGAACCCCCGUCCUGCCCUGACACUGGGAACCGUAACUUCUGGGAAUUGCCUGGGCCAUACACGGUCCUCAGGCCGACCUGGGCCGGCUCUUAACCAGUGCUUUGACACACGGGACCGGCGAGAGGAUUUUUUUAACCACAGUCUGAAAUUCACUCCCACGGGGAUUCGAACUCAGGACCUGUGGAGUGCCGCUGGAGUGUCUUAACCGCUAGGCUAAGCACCCUUUGGCUAGUUGUAGUAGUAGUAGAGCCAUGCUAAUUUCCAAUGCGAAUAGUCGAGAUCAUGCUUCAUGUUUUUAUUUUACCCAUGAGCCGUGAGAAAGUGGCAUUGUAUCAAGGAAGCCUAUGUUUAUCUAGUCCCCUUACAAGGAUGUAAUUUUGGUUCCUAAAUCAUGUUUGCUAAG
Panicum virgatum (switchgrass) is the source of this 1429-nucleotide messenger RNA. Its product is annotated as MYB-like transcription factor EOBI. Gene Ontology annotation, cellular component: nucleus. Gene Ontology annotation, biological process: regulation of DNA-templated transcription. The record is from RefSeq and is a predicted model, not a curated record. Gene Ontology annotation, molecular function: DNA-binding transcription factor activity; sequence-specific DNA binding. The transcript is spliced from 3 exons. Bases 104 to 823 code for a protein of 239 amino acids. Lineage: Eukaryota; Viridiplantae; Streptophyta; Magnoliopsida; Poales; Poaceae.